Molecule: messenger RNA, 2767 nt
Organism: Homarus americanus (American lobster)
Lineage: Eukaryota; Metazoa; Arthropoda; Malacostraca; Decapoda; Nephropidae
Gene: HtrA2
Product: serine protease HTRA2, mitochondrial-like
Exons: 8
Coding region: 331-1680 (449 amino acids)
Biological process (GO): programmed cell death; proteolysis; positive regulation of apoptotic process
Molecular function (GO): serine-type endopeptidase activity; protein binding
Source: RefSeq, a predicted model, not a curated record
AUAAGGAACAAUGCCUGAAGAGUGCAGCUUUGAGCAAAAUUUCACUGCCCCUUAUAAUGUUCGCUAUCUAAAACCUUCACAAAUUUCUGAGUUGUUAAUAUUUGUGGACAACAGGGGUUAAUGAACCCUUUGGUCUCUCAUUCUGGUCAGUUUAUAGAAGAGGACAAAUUCAAAACGAUUUUCAUCUUUGAUCUUUCCCUGCCCAGUUGUUCCUUGUGUGUGAUCGUUCGUGUGACUCACUGCUGCUGGCUGACUGGAAGAUUCAUCUGGAUUCCCCACCAGCACAACCAAAGACACAACAUAGAGUAACAGUGACAUAACACUGCUAACAUGAAAAGUUUACGACACAGUGCUGUCUGGAUUCAGGGGAGGUGUUGGCUGCCUGGCCAGCAAGCUGCUUGUCGUCGACUGUUUGCAUCAUGCAAUCUUUGUAAUAGUCAGACAACUGAAGUACCCUCACCUUUAAGUAAGGGCAGUUCUACUCAGAAGAACAAAUCAUAUAUACGUACAGCUCUUGGUUUAAGUGCUGGACUGUUUAUUGGUGCUACAUUAAAAACAUUAUACAAUAACAAAAACAGUGAUGAUCUUGUACAAGUAACACCGUUAAUCCCAUCUGUUUAUGGUGCAAGUCCCUUCUCAUUCACUACACCAGUGGAGACCGAGGAUAGUGUUUCCAAGUCUUCUGUGUCUGUUAGCAAGAGACAAGUCUACAAUUUUAUUGCAGACGCUGUUGAAAAAACAUCAGACAAAGUUGUCUACAUUGAUAUUAAGGACAGCAGGAGGAGGUUAAGUGGAAAGAAUGUGCAGUCAAUAUCCAAUGGCUCAGGAUUUAUUGUUUCUGAAGAUGGUCUUAUCCUUACAAAUGCUCAUGUUGUCACGAACAGGCCAAGGUCAAGCAUUGUUGUGGUGCGACUACAAAAUGGUGUGGAGUAUGAGGGCGUUGUGGAAGAUAUUGAUGCUCUCUCAGAUCUAGCCCUUAUCAGAAUUAAAUGUGAUAAUCUCAGUCCAAUAACAUUAGGAAAAUCGAGUGAUUUGAGACCAGGAGAAUUUGUUGCAGCCCUGGGGUCUCCUCUCUCUCUGUCCAACACCAUCACUGCCGGGGUUGUUUCUUCUGUUGGUCGUGCCAGUAAAGAACUUGGUCUCAGAGGGAAAGAUAUACAAUAUAUACAGACUGAUGCAACGAUCACAUUUGGCAACUCAGGUGGGCCACUUAUCAACUUGGAUGGUGAAGUUAUUGGUAUCAACUCUAUGACAGUCACCUCCGGUAUCUCUUUUGCAAUCCCCAUUGACUAUGCCAAAGAGUUCAUAAUAAAGGCAGAAAAGAAAAAAGCUGAUCUUGCCAAGUAUCCCGAAUCCAGCUAUUCUGACCGUCGUCGAUACCUCGGUGUGACGAUGCUUACUUUGACACAGUCUAUCCUUCAGGAGCUCCAGGCUCGAGGUAGUGCACCACAGAAUGUGCCUCCUAACGUUACCCACGGAAUAUUUAUAUGGAGAGUUGUUGUUGGCUCUCCAUCAUACCAAGCGGGGUUGCAGCCUGGAGACAUAGUAACUCACAUUAACAACCGUGAAGUACAUUCAUCCCGUGAUGUAUUCAAGUUCCUAGAAGGGAAGGGAGACCUCGCCAUGACAGUGAUUCGCAAUGGUCAACGCUACAGUGUCGUGGUGGUCCCAGAGGAAUAGUGGCACGUACAGUAGUAGAAUAAAUGAACUACAGAUUAACGUAUGGCACUCAAUGAAUUAUCUAUUUUUAUACUCAAAAACAUCUUGUACUUUGAAACUUUAAUAAAAGAAAUCUGUUGUACAGUAUUAGGAGUGGGGAUAAAGGGAGGUGACUGAAAGUUUGCAGUGACCUUAAUAAAUCAUGUCUAGAAAAUUGAUACUGUACCUAAAUUGUGGGAAGUAUUAAGACACUUGACUAUGCGUGCUAGAGCGGAAUAUUGAAUAUAAAUAUGAAUAACGACAGAUAGUGUUGGAAAGAGGAUACUGGUGAGUGAUAUUUUGCCAAGACUAUAUUGUAUGUUUUUAGAUACAUAUAUUUUAUUGUAUCAGGUACAGUAUAUAUGUUGUUGCUGGGGGACUGAAGGAGAUGGGAUGACCUCGAAUGGAAAGUGCAGCUAAAGAGAGAUUGAUGAGUACAGUACCAGGCAAACUACAGUAUUAAACAUUUAUAUUGUUCACAUUUUUGGGGCUGUAAUAAAUUACCGGUAUGCUUUCCAACUUAAGUCAUUUUUAAUAGAGAAUUUACUCGGAUAAUUUGGUAUUGGAAGGUCUAUGUAACUUUCCAUGUUACAGUGUAUUGCAUCUUUACCUGUGCAGACCAUUGUAGUCUUACAGAGCCAUGUCUCACACAGCACAUAUGAGAGUACAGUAUAGCCCAGUUAGAAUCAACAAUAAUUAAAGAAAGCAGUGGGAGACUUAAUUUAUUAUUUGCUGUACAGUGCAUUAGUUUCCUCAGAAUGAAGUACUGCGAUGCAGUUGUUUAAGUAAGCAUAAGAUGUUUUCAACUUUGGAGACUCACUGUGGCACGAUAAUUAAUGCUAAUCUUCUAGAGCCACUUAGUUAAACUUAAUUAAUGACAAUUCGGUAUUGAUGAGGGAGAAAAUAGUAUGAAGAGUUCCGCCUUGUUAUAUAACCAUAAAAGUUUAUAAAUAAUUGUUGUUUUCUGUUCAUUAUCUCAUUAUUUAGAAAUUAUAUGUAUAUAGUACUGUACAGUAGUUAUCUUUGUUUAUACAGUAUGUUGUUAAUGAAAUAUUGUGUAUAUGUAGAA